GGAAGACUGCAGACAUGACAACGACCAGACUCCAGCCAUGCCACAGUACUUGACGCUCCUGCUCGACUGUCCGGUUGUAAUAGCUGCCAUUUUUGCUGCUGGCAUUGGGGGAACAUUUCAAUAUGGAUUCAGUAUAUCUGUGAUGACCUCCCCGUCUGCUUUUAUAAAGGAGCUGGUGAACACAACAUGUGUGCAGAGAUAUAAUGUCUCCUUGGAGCAGUGGCAGCUUUCUCUCAUCUGGUCCUUCAUGGUGUCCAUUUACUGCAUCGGGGGUUUACUUGGGGGGUUCAUGGCUGGUUCUCUACUCUCAAAAUUUGGGAGAAAGCGUUGCCUUCUAUUGAACAAUUUUGUGGCGAUAAUAGGAGCUGUGUUGAUGAUCUGUAGCCAAACAGCCAUGUCCUUUGAGAUGAUCAUGGUGGGACGAUUUCUCUGUGGAAUCAAUUCAGGACUCGGUCUCUCUGCUCACUCCUUGUAUUUGGUUGAGUGCGCCCCCAAGAGGCUACGAGGGAUGGUGGGUGUCACAGUUGGUACCUUCAUCUCCUUGGGGAAGUUCGGUGGUCAGUUGCUCGGGAUCAGUGAGUUACUUGGCACACAUGAGAGGUGGCCAUGGCUGCUUGGUUUUAAUGGUUUCACAGCGUUAGUCCAGCUUUCCACCCUGCCUUUCCUGCCAGAGUCUCCCAGCUUCCUGCUGCUGGAUAGAGGAGACCGCCAGGCCUGUGAGAAAGCUCUAAGGAGGCUAUGGGGUAACCAGGACCACAGCAUGAAGGUGGAGGAGAUGUUGCAGGAGAAAGCGGCCCUGCAGACUGUUCGUAACCACUCAGUGCUGGAGCUGAUUCGAGACAAAACACUUCGCUGGCAGCUCAUCACCAUCUUUGUUACUUUCACUACACUGCAGCUCUGUGGCAUCAAUGCUGUGUACUUUUAUUCUUUUGAAGUGUUUCGUGCGGCAGGAAUCCAACCACAGCAUUUACGUUACGCAGCCUUGGGAACUGGGCUUUGUGAGCUCUGUACGUCUAUUGCCUGUUUUAUGGUAAUAGAGAAUAUGGGCAAAAAGGUCCUUCUGUCCAGAGGAUAUAUGGGAAUGGCUGCAACGCUGAUCCUCCUCACAAUCACUCUGUACCUGCAAACUCAUAUUUCCUGGAUGCCAUACUUCAGCAUGGUUCUCAUUUUCAUCUUCAUUUUCUUUUUUGCCAGUGGACCAGCUGGAGUAUCAGCUACUCUUCCAGGGGAAAUAUUAACUCAGUCAUAUAAGUCUGCUGGAUACACCAUCGCCUGCACUCUUAACUGGUCAGGCCUGUUUGUACUUGGAAUGGUUUUCCCUAUCUUAGUGGAGAAACUGGAAUACUUUUGUUUCCUCAUAUUCCUUUUUUUUUGCGCCAUCUGUGGGCUGUUUGUGAGGUUCAACGUCCCUGAGACCAAGAAUCUGACGGUGCUGGAGAUCGCUGCGGAGUUUCAGAGGAUGCACUGCAAAUCUGAAGACUCGCAGAGGAGUAAAUUCACUGAACAGAACCUCAAUGGAACCUCAAUCAACAACACCAAACUCUGAGGUCAUGAAGAAAAUGUUCAUCUUGAAAGUAUUACUUUUUUUAUCACUCUGUAAAUAUUUAAAUUGUUUAUUGAACCUCAAGGAGAAGUGCAAUUCAUUUUGAUUUGUGUACAAUGCAGUAAGUCAUGAAUAAAAGUGAAUGUAUUGUUUUUAAGGUUAGUGCUUUUAUUAAAU
Labrus mixtus (cuckoo wrasse) is the source of this 1720-nucleotide messenger RNA. It is a transcript of the gene slc2a11l, whose product is annotated as solute carrier family 2 member 11, like. Gene Ontology annotation, molecular function: hexose transmembrane transporter activity. NCBI's taxonomy places the organism in Eukaryota, Metazoa, Chordata, Actinopteri, Labriformes, Labridae. Gene Ontology annotation, biological process: monosaccharide transmembrane transport. Gene Ontology annotation, cellular component: membrane. The transcript is spliced from 12 exons. The coding region runs from base 38 to 1546 and encodes 502 amino acids. The record is from RefSeq and is a predicted model, not a curated record.